Molecule: messenger RNA, 1050 nt
Organism: Tilletiopsis washingtonensis
Lineage: Eukaryota; Fungi; Basidiomycota; Exobasidiomycetes; Entylomatales
Exons: 3
Coding region: 1-1050 (349 amino acids)
Source: RefSeq, a predicted model, not a curated record
AUGCAGCACGAGCUGCCCUACUCCUCCUCCUCCGCGCCCGCCGCGUCCGCCGGCCCGCGUCUCUCGCUGCCCGCACGUCUGGCGCAGCGCGUCUCGCUGCGUCCCGUGCUGCUCUUCUCCUCGCUCUUCAGCGCCAUCUAUCUCUUCCUCGUCGCCGCCUCGAGCUUCCGGCGCGCAGACGACACGCAGACGACCGAGAACGGCCUCUACACACGCGAGAUUGUGCCGGCCAUUCUCUUCCUUGUCGCAGCGGCCAUUGAGGUGCUGGGCUUCGCGGGCGCCAUCACUCAACGUCUUGUUCUCGCUCGCGCCUAUGCGUACGCCUCGCUUGGAGGCUGGGCUGCCAUUGCCGCCGCGCAGCUCUACACCAUCGUGACGCACUACACGAUGAAGGCCAACGUCAUCAACGCUUGCACAGCGCGCAACACGGGCGCCUACUCGGUCGACGACAGCUACUGGCUCUGGUCCUCCAGCAGCUCUGGCGGGCAUCAACUGACAGCCGACGAAGCGCGAGCCUCCUGCCAAGAAGCCUGGUCGCGCUCCAAGACGACGCUCAUUGCCGCUCUGAUCCUCUCCCUGGCACUCGGCGCACUCUUCGUCCUCUUCGCCUUCGGCUUCGUCCGUCAGCUCCUCGAUCCUUCCUCCGUGCGCGUGGCUCGCGGCAGGACGCAGGUGUUUGAGAACCAUCAGGAUCCCUUCGCUGGACCGGGAGCCACAGAUCCCUACGAUGCUCGUCGCGGUCCGUACAGCUACCCGCCUGCCGCCGGCGGUCCCUACGCGCCGCCGGCUGGCAUGCCGCCCGGCUACGCGCCGCGCGAUUCGUUCGAGUACGAGCCGGACUCCAAGUCGCCCGCCGGACAUGGCGGCUACGACUACGGCUACUCUGCGUUCGAGAGCCGCGAUAGCCUCUCGGGCGCCAGACCGGGAAGCUCGCGCAACGUGGCGACGCAGGAGGGCAAUGUGCGAAGAAAAGACUCGAAUGAGACGCUGCGGGGCGUCGAGGAGCCGACGAAGGGGCGGCGCACAAGCGACGAUGCUCCGCGCAUCUGA